Messenger RNA from Priapulus caudatus, 1354 nucleotides. RefSeq lists its product as uncharacterized. The transcript has 3 exons. NCBI's taxonomy places the organism in Eukaryota, Metazoa, Priapulida, Priapulimorpha, Priapulimorphida, Priapulidae. The record is from RefSeq and is a predicted model, not a curated record. Bases 396 to 1220 code for a protein of 274 amino acids.
AUGUGCUGCGAAGCAUAUUUAAGACAUUGACAGGGGACUGUUCUGGACCAGAACAUUUAAAUGAGGCUGACAUUGAUGAACGAGUGAAAGUUGCUAUAUCGGCUGAGGAUGAGGACAUUGUCAUGGACCUACGUCACACCAACACAAAUGCAAGUGACAGAUUUCAAGUGUUUUUUGAUGCAGUUGAAACUUACCUUGCUGACAGGACAGCAGUCCAAGAGUGAAGACACGGAGACUUGACUUACCUAGCCAAUGCAAUCUCUUUCCGUGACCUGCAUGCAGAGGUCUCCAAGAAGGUACCAGAGGGGACUGCCAUCCCAAGUGUUCAAUGGUUAAAAUGGCAAUUCCAGCCACGUCAUCCAAACACCAAGGCAGGAAAAUAUUACAAAUGCAGAAUGAACAUAAGGAUGAUGGUACAGAAACGUCUGUUCGGGAAGGACCAUCCUGGUGCUCAUUACUGUGCUGCCAUUUGGCGCUACAUGAGGGAAAUGGCCGUAUCGAUGAAAAAGGAUGCCUUGUUGAUCAGCAUGUACGACAAGCAUAAGGUGAAGGUCGGCGAGCCAGGCUUUCCUGUGGCUGCUGCAGAGAGAGGCAAACAAGUCUUGGUGGGACCUGAAGAAAUAGCUGCAGUGGGAGACCACGACUUCACUUGCAUAUCAUUGAUUGAUAUCCCCGAGACUAUGGAAGGUUCCUUUUACAGAGGACAAGUCCACAUUGGUGUGAAGGACGCAGUUUUCCAGGCAUCCAGCCCUCUACGCCAUGCUACCGAGCUCAAGAACAUCUUGGAUAAUGAAGAUAUGGAGAAACACAUUCUCUUCCUGUAUACAGAUGGAGGCCCUGAUCACCGCCUGACGUAUCUGAGUGUGCAGCUAUCACUCAUCGCCAUUUUCCUGGAGAUGGACCUGGACGUCCUGAUAGCUGCUCGCACUGCGCCUAACCAUUCCUGGGCCAAUCCCGUUGAAAGGAUCAUGAGCAUUGUAAACAUUGGCUUGCAGUGUGUUGGUGUUAUGCGCCAGAAGGGUUCCGAGGAGUCUGAGAAGAAAAUUGGUGAAUAUACUUUUUUUUAUUUCUUUUUUUCUUUACAUGUAGUAUGGCAACUGAAAAUUAUCUGUUUUGUUACUGUUUGUUAUGUGGCCUCACUAUGUAACAUCUCCCAAAUCGGGGAAUUAUUUACAGUGCAAACACGUCACAGUCAUUCAUCUCAUUUACUCAAUGAAUAAAAUCAUAGAACAUCGAUUAAAUUCUGAACGAUUGAGUGAAUAUCGUCUCUUUAAUAUGGUGACAUAAAUUAAAUUAACUUUACUUUGUAACUUCUGCUUAACACCAUUGAUUUUCAGAAAAAUGCAACAACUUG